CCUCUGAGAAGGAUAGUUGCGAGCGAGUGGUGUCUGUUCAUGACGUCAGGUAGAGCUGGGUUUACUACUGUACGUGAUACUAUGCAUCAUUGAAAGUAAUAUUUCGUUGGACUGAUUAUAACUAGUACCCACAAUUAACAAUGACUACUUUAAGAAGAUCUUACCUUUCAAGAGUGGCGUUACACUGGCUUGUCUGCGGAGUUCUAGCCCUGACGUCGGUGGCAGGAGACAACACGAAAUGUAAAGAAAUUGGGCAGCCGCUUAAGUACUUGUGGGGGGACGCACUAAACGACCCAUUGGACUGCAUCGGGCCAGAUGGCAACCCUUAUCCCGCGGCGGCUGUGUCCAGGACAUUCAGGAGCAGUUCCAUAUGGGGCUCAUCUCGAUCCGGAAGGUCCUUCAGCCCUGUGGAUCCUCUCCUGACACAGAGGACUCUACUGCACGGCUACCAGCUAGCCAACGACUAUGUUUCGGGGCUUCUGCCCCCAAAGAGCAGAACAGGUCGCAGUGGUUUCAAUAAGUACAGUCCAAGGGAAACUUGUGGCGGUACUCCAGCAAGACUGUGUAAAACUCGCUACAACACAACAGCUCCCAUGUAUGGAGUGUCUCUUACUUCAGGUCAGCCAGUCACAAUCGUGCAGAAGUUUCCAGAUCUGCUGCAGCAAGUCGUCUUUGAAGUUUGCGAAUCAAAUGAAUGUGAUGUAGUCAGAGGAGAAUGCACACAAACAUAUGUGCCAUACUUGUUUCUGGUGAUUCCAUUAGGACCCGUAACUCUUACAGGACAAGACUACGUGCUGGUCGAAAGUGGUUGUGUUUGCAAACCUAAAUAUGCAACCGUUGGUGGAUCAGAACCAAGUGCUAUUUCUGCAAUACCACAGCUAUAGUCCAGUGGUGAUAUGAAUUAACACAGUCAAGAGAUGGAAAAGAACUGUUGUAUCUAUUGUGAUUUCAGAGAUAGGAUUACAGAGGUUCCGGAGCUAUCGAGCUUUUAAGUAUGGAAAUUUUAUGCUAUAAACUGCCUAACAUUAUAAAUGCCUUCCAUUUCAGAACAGUAUUUAUUUUAAGUGGCCACGUAGGUAGGUUAUGUUAAACCAUUAUUCUCUCCUAUCUGUUAAGAUUACAUAGCAUUCUAAAAGCUAUGGUUGAAUGAUUCUGAAUGAUGAGUGGGCAGGUAUGUGAAAGGAAUCAGCUGUAACUUAUUUUCAAAAUAUAUUUUCUUUCAUGAA
This is a messenger RNA of Zootermopsis nevadensis, 1226 nucleotides long. RefSeq lists its product as uncharacterized. Lineage: Eukaryota; Metazoa; Arthropoda; Insecta; Blattodea; Termopsidae. The record is from RefSeq and is a predicted model, not a curated record.